Linum tenue is the source of this 253-nucleotide messenger RNA. The record is from the annotation of a GenBank genome assembly. Lineage: Eukaryota; Viridiplantae; Streptophyta; Magnoliopsida; Malpighiales; Linaceae.
UGCAAUGAUACAAUGGACUGCUAAACUUUCUGCUUCUACUGAUAUUGCUCAAGUGGGGCGAAUGAUCUGGCAGUCUUGGCUAAGCCACCUAUGGAGAGAACGAUGUAGCAGGAUGUAUGCUGGAGUAAAGCACGAAGCUGGGGUGCUGCUUAAGAAAUUGGAUGCAUAGGCCAAACUGGAUCUGAUUGUGGGAAUCUCCGAUCACUCCCAAAUUGAAGGUCUUUCUUUGGCAACUCUUCCACCUGAUCCUCCC